UUGACACAGGACUAUAAAUUCCUUUUUCAUGGAAGCAAGAAUUGGGAGUUUCAUUUUCGUUCAAUUAUUUCUCCCCUUUUCUUAAAAUCGAAUUGAAUCGAAUCCUUCACAAGUCAAGAGUUAGCACACCCAAAAGAACGCGUUUCAGCUGGCCACACUGUUGAUUUGAUUCCUUUCCCUCUUUGAAAUUCAGGUGUUUUUAAGAGCCCCCAAUUCUGUUGAUUCGCAAUUCAAAUUAUUCGUCUCGCUCUCAAUAGAGAAGAAAAAAAAAACUGCGUUUUUCAAAUCGGUAAAUUGGCUGACACAUAGUAAAGAAUCAUAUUAAUGUCGUCAAGAACAUUGAGGAGAAGACUCUAUCAUGGGGAUGUUGAUGGCAAAAGGCAGGAGCAUUUGGAGACUUCGGGAUUGGAUUCUUUGAGUGAGCCCUUGCUGGCAGACGAUGAUUAUAUUGAGAAUAAGAAGAUAUGUACUCUUGAAGAUCUAUGGGAUGAUGAGAAGAAGAAGGCGCAGUUUCAUUGGACAUUCAUAUUCUCAAACCUCAUUGUGCAAUGGGCACAGUGGUUAGCAAAUUUGGUAUUAGGAUCUGGAUCUAUUCUUGGGCGUCUUUUAUCUUUUCCUUCUGCUGCACUAAAUAUGCAAAACAAUAGGAUGUUUCCUCCGUCUCUAAGCCCUCUGCAGGAAGAAAGACUAAGAAACCUACGACAACGGCUUGAAGUUCCCUUUGAUGGUUCUAAAGCAGAGCACCAAGACGCACUUAAACAAUUGUGGAAAUUGGCUUACCCGGACAGGGAGCUUCCUUCACUUAAAUCAGACCUUUGGAAGGAAAUGGGAUGGCAAGGUUCAGACCCUUCAACAGAUUUUAGGGGUGGAGGAUUUAUUUCAUUAGAGAAUCUCAUCUUCUUUGCGAUGAAGUAUCCUGAUUCAUUCCAGCGAUUAUUGCAUAAACAAGAUGGAACCAGAGCUGAGUGGGAAUACCCAUUUGCAGUAGCUGGAAUCAAUAUUUCUUUUAUGUUAGCACAGAUGCUGGAUCUUCAAGCAGGGCUUCCAUCUUCUUUGUCCGGAAUUCGUUUUCUCAAAUUGCUUGAAGAAGAUGAAAUGGCAUUUGAUAUCCUUUUUUGUGUUGCCUUUCAAAUGAUGGAUGCUCAGUGGCUAGCAAAGCGUGCGUCAUAUAUGGAAUUUAAUGAUGUUUUGAGAUCUACAAGAACGCAGUUAGAGCGUGAGCUUGGUCUUGAAGACAUCUUCAGCGUGAAAGAUUUACCUGCUUACAACAUGUUGAGAUGAUUGACAAUUGCCUUUCAGUUCAACAUUUCUCUUCCUUUUUUUUUUUUGUUUCUUUUGGCGGAGAAUGUUACAUGAAAUGUAUCUAAAGCAUUUGUCAUUUUAUCUCUAUAUAGAAACGUGAAAAUCAAAUAUCAGAUCAAUCUUUCUGCUGAUUUCCAUCA
Glycine soja is the source of this 1442-nucleotide messenger RNA. RefSeq names its product ELMO domain-containing protein A-like. The record is from RefSeq and is a predicted model, not a curated record. The transcript has 11 exons. NCBI's taxonomy places the organism in Eukaryota, Viridiplantae, Streptophyta, Magnoliopsida, Fabales, Fabaceae. The coding region runs from base 325 to 1281 and encodes 318 amino acids.